This is a messenger RNA of Dentiscutata erythropus, 1722 nucleotides long. NCBI's taxonomy places the organism in Eukaryota, Fungi, Glomeromycota, Glomeromycetes, Diversisporales, Gigasporaceae. The record is from the annotation of a GenBank genome assembly.
AUGCCUAUAUCCACACUUAUGGAUUUUUAUCGUUAUACCACAUUUAUAGACUGGACGUGUGCAAAUAUUGUAGAACAUUAUCGUGAUAAGCUAGAACGAAAAGAUUGGGAAUAUGUACUUGAUAAAAUAAAGAAGGAUCUUCGAGACAUCACAGCUUCAGAAUCUGGGUUUAGCGUCAUGCACAAAAAGAAAGCUCAAGAAAUCCUUGACUGCUGGAAGCGCAAGCUGGGACUGCUAGUUGCCAGUGAUGAACUGCUUGUUCGACGCUUCCUUUUUGAGUGCAAACUGGGACUGCUAGUUGCCAGUGAUGAACUGCUUUCUUGGACUGCAAGUAAUAGGGCAAAGCCGAAUGAUAUAGGCCCCAAGUUUGAGUUUCAUCAGAUAGGACAGCAGGUGCUUGCGACCGGAAAUAAUGUUUCCAUUGAUAAUAUUGAUAAUCGACGUUUUACUGAAAAACAUCGCCGAGACCAUGAAGAGGAAGAAACUAUAGCACAGAAGAAAAAGAAGAGGCAAUUUACCGAACUAGUUGCAGACGCUGAAAACAAUCCGUUUUUUGAUAGAAGGGGCCAAUCUGACACUCUUUCGGAUACUGAAAUUGUGCCCAGUUGCCCAGCAAUAAUCAAUGACGUUAUAGAACUAGAAUUGGGACCAUUGCCUCGAAAAGAGUCCAGAUGGUUCAUAAACGACACGGACGUCUCUGAGCGAUGGCAUUUAUUUAAGGAAAAAUCAUUAGAAUUGGCAAAUAGAGAAGGCCUUUUUGUAGAAAGCCAUACACAGCAAAUAUUGUCGCUAUCGCAUAUCCUUUUGCUUAAACCCAAACAACAUUGCCCGUUAAUAGUGGAAGUUUUUGGAGACGAGUUACUGGUAACGAUGUACGAGGAUAUCAUACAGAGACUUACCAAACAAGAAACAGAGUUUGAUAGUGAGUUAUUGAUGAAGCUUAUUCGCAUUGUUAAGCGCCUACAACGGAAGGAAAUCACAAGAGACGAUGCAGUUUCAGAACUGCAAAUUCUUACAGUUGGCCGUUCUUGUGGAGAACGCGCAAUUUUGAGGGCCAUAAGAAACAUUAUCGAAAGAGUUCCAAGACUCACACUUAAAGGCCCCGUUGGAGAGGUGGAACUGUGCAUCACUUAUAUUGACACAAUUCUUAGCCCGCUUUUUACGGAUCCUGAUCGCGGUAUAUUUUUGCGAUGGUCAAAUAAAGAGGUUGUGGAGUCAAAGGCUAGAAAACCAGUCGGCAGAGCAAAACAACCAGAUGCUAUUAUCAAAGAAAUCGAUCAGCUGUCUUGGAGCUUGAGCAAAGGACAUGGUGAAGCGAAAGUUCAAGAGGAGAUGAACAACCUUUACCUCCUUUGCACCGAUCUCAUCCGGAUAGCUGUAUUUAACAAAGAUGCGAUUGACUUUUAUAACAUGAAUUGUAUGCUCGGAUUUCAAGUUGUUGGGCAUCAUAUCACAUUCUAUCUCACAACUCUUUUGUGUGAUGCCUUAUAUGUUAUGAUAGAAGUUGGUCACAUUGAUGUGCCCAUGUCACUUGAACAAGUUCCUACUUUUCUCACCAGCCUUGAUACGCUUCUCAUCAUUUUCAAUGCAUAUUGGUCCAAUUGCACUAUGUCUACCGAAAAAAAAGAACCAAGCAAGCGUAGUACUCUUGCAACACCAAGUUUUAAAGAAAUGGUUUCGAAGAGUCGGGAUCGGCAUCGACCUUGUCAAUUACGGUUUUAA